Molecule: messenger RNA, 1327 nt
Organism: Orycteropus afer afer
Lineage: Eukaryota; Metazoa; Chordata; Mammalia; Tubulidentata; Orycteropodidae
Source: RefSeq, a predicted model, not a curated record
CACGAUGCCUCGGUCCCGCUGGCUGAGAUCUGUGGGGGCCUUCCUGCUGCUAGCCCCCUGCUGGGCACCCCGGGUGAGGUGCCUGGGUCUCCUACAGCAGCCCCCCCUGGUGCAUGGGUGCCCAGUCCUGGGGGCCUGGCACAGUGUCCGCCGCUGGUGCCAAGCGUGGACAGAGGAGCCUCGAGCACUUUGCUCCUCCUUCAGAAUGAAUGGAGACCAGAAACCAGAUGUCUAUGCCCAAGAAAAGCAGAAUUUCGUUCAGCACUUCUCCCAGAUUCUCAAGGUGAUGACUGAGGAUGAGAUCGUGCAUCCAGAGACAGGAGAUGCUAUUGCCCGGCUCAAGAAGGUCCUGGAGUACAAUGUCCCUGGAGGAAAGUACAACCGAGGCUUGACAGUGCUGGCAGUGUUUCAGGAGCUGGUGGAGCCAAGGAAGCAGGAUGCUGAUAGUAUGCAGCGGGCCCUGACCGUGGGCUGGUGUGUGGAGCUGCUCCAAGCUUUCUUCCUGAUAUUAGAUGACAUAAUGGAUUCAUCCCUUAUCCGACGGGGGCAGCCCUGCUGGUAUCAAAAGCCAGGCAUAGGUUUGGAUGCCAUCAAUGAUGCUGUGCUGCUGGAAGCGUUGGUCUACCGCCUGCUGAAGCUGUACUGCCGGGAGCAACCCUAUUAUCUGAACCUCAUUGAGCUGUUCCUGCAGAGUUCCUAUCAGACUGAGAUUGGACAGACCCUGGACCUCAUCACUGCCCCCCAGGGCAACGUGGAUCUUGGCAGGUUCACUGAAAAGAGAUACAAAACCAUUGUCAAGUACAAGACAGCUUUCUACUCUUUCUACCUUCCUGUAGCUGCUGCAAUGUACAUGGCGGGCAUUGACGGGGAGAAGGAGCACGCCAGUGCCAAGAAGAUCUUGUUGGAGAUGGGCGAGUUCUUUCAGAUUCAGGAUGAUUACCUUGAUGCCUUUGGUGAUCCCAGUGAGAUGGGCAAGAUUGGCACUGACAUCCAGGACAACAAAUGCAGCUGGCUGGUGGUUCAAUGUCUGCAGCGGGCUUCUCCAGAACAGCGCCAGAUCCUGCAGGAGAAUUAUGGGCAGAAAGAGCCCGAGAAGGUAGCCCGGGUGAAGGCAUUGUAUGAGGAGCUGGAGCUGCCUGCUGUAUUCAAACAGUACGAGGAAGACAGUUUCAGCAGCCUUAUGGGUCUCAUUGAGCUGCAUGCUGCUCCCCUGCCUGCAGCCAUCUUCUUGGGACUGGCACGCAAGAUCUACAAGCGGAGAAAGUGACCUAGAGUCUGCGAGGGCAGGGAGGGGAGGCUCUCAAUAAAUUAUUAUUGUCUAACCUUC